Messenger RNA from Acomys russatus (golden spiny mouse), 3424 nucleotides. RefSeq names its product thrombospondin 1 (gene Thbs1). Bases 53 to 3424 code for a protein of 1123 amino acids. Gene Ontology annotation, molecular function: protein binding; calcium ion binding. Gene Ontology annotation, biological process: negative regulation of angiogenesis; cell adhesion. Lineage: Eukaryota; Metazoa; Chordata; Mammalia; Rodentia; Muridae. Gene Ontology annotation, cellular component: extracellular region. The transcript is spliced from 19 exons. The record is from RefSeq and is a predicted model, not a curated record.
GGCCACCUGUGUUUCUUGCUCCAGGCUCCCUGUUGGGCACAAAGGCUCCACCAUGGAGCUUGUCUGGGGACUAGGUGUCCUGUUCCUGUUGCAAGUGUGUGGAAGCAACCGCAUUCCAGAGUCCGGGGGAGACAACGGUGUGUUUGACAUCUUUGAACUCACUGGAGCUGCCCGCAGGGGCCCCGGGCGGCGACUGGUGAAGGGCCCAGAUGCGUCCAGCCCAGCCUUCCGGAUUGAGAAUGCCAACCUGAUCCCCCCGGUGCCAGAUAACAAGUUCCAAGACCUAUUGGAUGCCGUAUGGGCAGACAAAGGCUUCAUCUUCCUGGCUUCCUUGAGGCAGAUGAAGAAGACCCAUGGCACACUCCUGGCCGUGGAACGCAAAGACAAUACUGGCCAGAUCUUCAGUGUGGUCUCCAACGGCGAGACCGGCACACUGGACCUGAUUCUGAGCCUGCUGGGGAAGCGCCAAGUAGUAUCGGUGGAUGAAGCUUUCCUGGCCACUGGCCAGUGGAAGAGCAUCACACUGUUCGUGCAAGAAGACCGGGCGCAGCUCUACGUUGACUGUGAGAAGAUGGAGAGCGCAGAACUUGACGUUCCCAUCCAGAGUAUUUUCACCAAGGACCUGGCCAGUGUCGCCAGGCUCCGCAUCGCAAAGGGAGAUGCCAAUAACAACUUUCAGGGGGUGCUGCAGAAUGUGAGAUUUGUCUUUGGAACCACCCCAGAAGACAUUCUCAGGAACAAAGGCUGCUCCAGCGCAGCAACCAACAUCCUUCUCACCCUGGACAACAACGUGGUGAACGGCUCCAGCCCUGCUAUCCGCACCAAUUACAUAGGCCACAAAACAAAGGACCUGCAAGCCAUCUGCGGCCUCUCCUGCGACGAACUAUCCAGGAUGGUCCUGGAACUCAGGGGCCUGCGCACCAUUGUGACCACACUCCAGGACAGCAUCCGCAAAGUGACGGAAGAGAACAGAGAGCUGGCCAGUGAGCUGAGGCGGCCUCCCCUGUGCUUUCAUAAUGGAGUCCAGUACAAAAACAACGAGGAAUGGACUGUUGAUAGCUGUACCGAGUGUCACUGCCAGAACUCAGUUACCAUCUGCAAAAAGGUGUUGUGCCCCAUCAUGCCCUGCUCCAAUGCCACUGUUCCUGAUGGAGAAUGCUGCCCACGGUGUUGGCCCAGUGACUCUGCUGACGAUGGCUGGUCUCCCUGGUCUGAGUGGACCACCUGUUCUGCCACGUGUGGCAAUGGGAUUCAGCAACGUGGUCGAUCCUGUGACAGCCUCAACAACAGAUGCGAGGGCUCUUCCGUACAGACAAGGACCUGCCACAUUCAGGAAUGCGACAAAAGAUUUAAGCAGGAUGGUGGCUGGAGUCACUGGUCCCCAUGGUCAUCCUGUUCCGUGACCUGCGGUGAUGGUGUGAUCACAAGGAUCCGGCUCUGCAACUCCCCCACUCCCCAGAUGAAUGGGAAGCCCUGUGAAGGUGAAGCUCGGGAGACCAAAGCCUGCAAGAAAGAUGCUUGCCCAAUCAAUGGAGGCUGGGGUCCCUGGUCACCAUGGGACAUCUGCUCUGUCACCUGUGGAGGAGGAGUGCAGAGACGCAGCCGACUCUGUAACAACCCCGCACCCCAGUUCGGAGGCAAAGACUGUGUUGGUGACGUGACAGAAAAUCAAGUUUGCAAUAAGCAAGACUGUCCAAUCGAUGGAUGCCUGUCCAAUCCUUGCUUUGCUGGUGCCCAGUGUACUAGCUAUCCUGAUGGGAGCUGGAAAUGUGGUGCAUGUCCGCCUGGCUACAGUGGAAAUGGCAUCCAGUGCAAAGACGUCGAUGAGUGCAAAGAAGUACCUGAUGCCUGCUUCAAUCACAAUGGAGAACAUCGGUGUAAGAACACAGACCCUGGUUACAAUUGCCUGCCCUGCCCACCAAGAUUCACAGGCCCACAACCCUUUGGCCGAGGUGUCGAACAUGCCAUGGCCAACAAACAGGUGUGCAAGCCUCGAAACCCCUGCACGGAUGGGACGCACGACUGCAACAAGAAUGCCAAGUGCAACUACCUGGGUCACUACAGUGACCCGAUGUACCGCUGUGAGUGCAAGCCUGGCUACGCAGGCAAUGGCAUCAUCUGUGGAGAGGACACAGACCUCGAUGGCUGGCCUAAUGAGGACCUGGUGUGUGUGGCCAAUGCAACUUACCACUGCAAAAAGGACAACUGCCCCAACCUUCCCAACUCUGGGCAGGAAGACUAUGACAAAGAUGGAAUUGGCGAUGCCUGUGAUGAUGACGACGACAACGACAAAAUCCCAGAUGACAGGGACAACUGUCCAUUCCAUUAUAACCCAGCCCAGUAUGACUACGACAGAGACGAUGUGGGAGACCGCUGUGACAACUGCCCCUACAACCACAACCCUGACCAGGCCGACACAGACAACAAUGGGGAGGGAGAUGCCUGUGCUGUGGACAUCGAUGGAGAUGGAAUCCUCAAUGAGCGAGACAACUGCCAGUAUGUUUACAAUGUGGACCAGAGGGACACUGACAUGGAUGGGGUUGGAGAUCAGUGUGACAACUGCCCCCUGGAGCACAACCCAGACCAGCUGGACUCUGACUCAGACCGCAUAGGAGAUACCUGUGACAACAAUCAGGACAUUGAUGAAGACGGCCACCAGAACAAUCUGGACAAUUGUCCCUAUGUGCCUAAUGCCAAUCAGGCCGACCAUGAUAAGGACGGCAAAGGCGAUGCCUGUGACCAUGAUGACGACAACGAUGGCAUCCCUGAUGACAAGGACAACUGCAGGCUGGUGCCCAACCCUGACCAGAAGGACUCUGAUGGUGAUGGCCGAGGUGAUGCCUGCAAAGACGACUUUGACCAUGACAAUGUGCCAGACAUUGAUGACAUCUGUCCUGAAAAUGUUGCCAUCAGUGAAACCGAUUUCCGCCGGUUCCAGAUGAUUCCGCUAGAUCCCAAAGGGACCUCCCAAAACGACCCUAACUGGGUUGUGCGCCAUCAGGGCAAAGAGCUUGUCCAGACUGUCAACUGUGAUCCUGGCCUUGCUGUGGGUUAUGAUGAGUUUAAUGCCGUGGACUUCAGUGGAACCUUCUUCAUCAACACUGAGAGGGACGAUGACUACGCUGGCUUUGUGUUUGGCUACCAGUCUAGCAGCCGCUUCUACGUUGUGAUGUGGAAACAAGUCACCCAGUCCUACUGGGACACCAACCCCACAAGGGCUCAGGGAUACUCCGGCCUGUCUGUAAAGGUUGUGAAUUCCACCACAGGGCCUGGCGAGCACCUGAGGAAUGCUUUGUGGCACACAGGAAACACCCCUGGCCAGGUGCGCACCCUGUGGCAUGACCCUCGUCACAUAGGCUGGAAAGACUUCACCGCUUACAGAUGGCGCCUCAGCCACAGGCCAAAGACAGGCUUUAUCAGGUAA